AUGCAUCGAUCAUACCAACCACUGAAACCAGUUACCAAUCGCUAUCUGCAGCAGAGAUGGGACCAGAAGGACUUUGAAAAUCACUGCAAAAAGGUGGCCUUUGCCCUGCCCAUAGUGGACACUAAGGACAUCAAGACACCCAUUCAUCUCCAACUUAAAUCAAAGAAACUUAAGCUGCAGGAUGAGCAACAGUGUGUUAUUGAUCGAAACAACCACCUUUUAGCCUCUAAACUGGCCAGCAUUGUUUGUUCUAAAGGCCUGGUUGACCACAGGAACCACAGCUCUGCAUAAAAUCUGAAUGGCAGCAAAAGAAAGCAAGAGCUGCAACUGAUCAGCCAUCAGAACCAGUCCAUGUACCAGAGAAUCACGUCCCGCCAGUCUGAGUAUCGCUGUGAGCUCUGGAUGAAGGACUGGGAGAGGGCGGAACAAAAACUGGACAACAUUUCGAGGUAUCCGAAGGGUCUGACAUUUCCCCCGGCCAGUUGA
This is a messenger RNA of Melanotaenia boesemani (Boeseman's rainbowfish), 486 nucleotides long. RefSeq lists its product as uncharacterized. The record is from RefSeq and is a predicted model, not a curated record. Lineage: Eukaryota; Metazoa; Chordata; Actinopteri; Atheriniformes; Melanotaeniidae. The transcript is spliced from 6 exons.